Molecule: messenger RNA, 3994 nt
Organism: Equus caballus (horse)
Lineage: Eukaryota; Metazoa; Chordata; Mammalia; Perissodactyla; Equidae
Gene: ZBTB1
Product: zinc finger and BTB domain containing 1
Biological process (GO): regulation of transcription by RNA polymerase II
Cellular component (GO): nucleus
Molecular function (GO): protein binding; DNA-binding transcription factor activity, RNA polymerase II-specific
Source: RefSeq, a predicted model, not a curated record
CAGCGGAAGUCCUUUGUUGCAGCACAGUCCCUGGCAGAGCCAGAACCUCUCCGCGCAGCCCAGCCCGAGCGCCGCGCGCCGCCGCCACUGCAGUUCGCGGCCCCUUCGCCUCCGCCCGCCUUUCCCGCGGCUGAUUUGCCUUAAACUCCCUAAAAUCUCCGCAGCCCCGGUUCCUGCUGCGGCCGGUCUCUAAUUAAUAGAAGAUGGCAAAGCCCAGCCACAGCAGCUACGUCCUUCAGCAGCUAAACAACCAAAGGGAGUGGGGUUUUCUCUGUGACUGUUGUAUUGCAAUUGAUGACAUUUACUUUCAAGCACACAAAGCAGUUUUAGCUGCUUGUAGCUCCUAUUUUAGAAUGUUUUUCAUGAACCAUCAGCACAGUACUGCACAACUGAAUCUCAGCAACAUGAAAAUUAGUGCUGAGUGUUUUGAUCUCAUUUUGCAAUUUAUGUAUUUAGGAAAAAUUAUGACAGCUCCCUCCAGUUUUGAGCAGUUUAAAGUGGCAAUGAACUACCUGCAGCUGUACAAUGUUCCCGACUGCUUAGAGGACAUACAGGAUGCAGACUGUUCUAGUUCGAAGUGUUCAUCUUCUGCUUCUAGCAAACAGAACAGCAAAAUGAUAUUUGGGGUAAGAAUGUAUGAAGACACUGUGGCUAGAAAUGGUAAUGAAGCUAAUAGGUGGUGUGCAGAACCAAGUUCAACAGUAAAUACACCACAUAAUAGAGAGCCUGAUGAAGAGUCUUUACAAUUAGGUAAUUUUCCUGAACCACUAUUUGAUGUAUGUAAAAAAAGUUCUGUGUCCAAAUUGUCUACUCCAAAAGAACGUGUAUCACGACGCUUUGGACGGAGUUUUACCUGUGAUAGUUGUGGAUUUGGCUUUAGCUGUGAAAAAUUAUUAGAUGAGCAUGUGCUAACCUGUACUAACAGACAUUCAUACCAAAACACAAGGUCCUAUCACAGAAUAGUAGAUAUUAGAGAUGGAAAAGACAGUAAUAUCAAAGCUGAAUUUGGUGAAAAGGAUUCUUCUAAAACAUUUUCUGCACAGACGGACAAAUACAGAGGAGACACAAGCCAGGCUGCUGAUGAUUCAACUUCUACCACUGGAAGCCGAAAAAGUAGCACGGUGGAGUCUGAGCUGGCCAGUGAGGAAAAAAGCAGAGCUGCUGAGAGGAAGAGAAUCAUUAUCAAGAUGGAGCCAGAAGAUAUUCCUACAGAUGAGCUGAAAGACUUCAACAUUAUUAAAGUUACGGAUAAAGACUGCAAUGACUCCACUGACAACGAUGAGUUAGAAGAUGAGCCUGAAGAGCCGUUUUACAGAUACUAUGUUGAAGAAGAUGUCAGUAUUAAAAAAAGUGGUAGGAAAACUCUAAAACCUCGGAUGUCGAUAAAUGCUGAUGAGAGAGGUGGUUUAGAAAACCUGAGGCCCCCUAACAACAGCAGUCCAGUGCAAGAGGAUACUGAAAAUGCAUCUUGUGAGCUGUGUGGACUCACAAUAACUGAGGAGGACCUGUCAUCUCAUUACUUAGCCAAACAUAUUGAAAAUAUCUGUGCAUGUGGUAAAUGUGGACAAAUACUUGUUAAGGGGAGACAACUUCAGGAACAUGCUCAGAGAUGUGGAGAACCCCAAGAUCUGACGAUGAAUGGCUUAGGAAAUACUGAAGAGAAAAUGGACAUGGAAGAGAAUCCUGAUGAGCAGUCUGAAAUAAGAGAUAUGUUUGUUGAAAUGUUGGACGAUUUUAGGGACAGUCAUUUCCAGAUAAACAGUAUCCAAAAAAAGCAGUUAUUUAAACAUUCUGCCUGUCCUUUUCGAUGUCCUAAUUGUGGCCAGCGUUUUGAAACUGAAAAUCUAGUGGUUGAACACAUGUCUAGCUGCUUAGACCAAGAUAUGUUUAAGAGUGCCAUCUUGGAAGAAAAUGAAAGAGAUCACAGACGAAAGCAUUUUUGUAAUCUGUGUGGAAAAGGAUUUUAUCAGCGGUGUCACUUAAGAGAACACUAUACUGUUCAUACUAAGGAAAAACAGUUUGUUUGUCAGACAUGCGGAAAGCAGUUUUUAAGAGAACGUCAGUUGCGACUGCACAAUGAUAUGCACAAAGGCAUGGCCAGUGGUGAAAUAGGGCCUUCUAAACUUCUGGAGAAGUGAGAUCUGAAUUUGGAGAGGACAUGGGGAAGAAUCAAUCUUCAGCAGAUAAUCUUUAAGUCCAGACCCAGGAAUAUCAGAUCUGAAGUGACACCAUCUUUUCUGUCUUCCUGACAAACCUCAUCAACCCCAAAAGUUCCAGUUACAAGGAUCCAAGAAAACUCAGUAAAGACCACUUUGGAAUCACUUUGUGACAAAAUUGAUUCAUGGUGACUCUCCUAGUAUUUGUGGAAAAUCUGCUAAAGAAAAGUAACUAGAAUAUUCAUACGACAUCAGUGGUUAAAGCUACACUAAAAUGAAACUUUAUAUCCUAAUUAUCGUCAAGGGUCCCUUCUAAAAUAAAAGGGCUUGCUAGGCUACUAUAAAUAUAUUUAAAGAGAGAUAGUCACAUAUCUGUGUAAACACAUAUAAUUCUAAACUUAAAAUAAUCUGAAUUACAGUUUACAUAUAUGAAAUGUAGUUAGACAAUUUAAAAAAUUACACCCCAAAAUCUGUAGUUUAGGAGUAUAAAUAAGAGAUGUGGGUACAGAGAAAAAAAAUGCAAGACUAACAUUUUAACAAGAAAAGAUAAUCUAGUUAUUACUCACUGUUAUGUAACAUUUGCCCUUCCUCCUUUUUCACUGUGUAUACCAGUCACGAACUUGAUUAUUAAUAUUAAUGAAGAUCGCUUUUAAGUCUGUUAACUUGAAGGAAAAACAGAAGUGGUAUUACUUUAAUAGUGGUACAUUUUCACAAAUCACAGGCAACCAAAAAGAAUGUAUCUUAAGACAGAUUAUUUUCUUAAGUUAGCAAUAUAACCUACUAAGGCAGAAUGAGUUUCCGCUAAACAUUUAUUCUUGAUAUUAAUGUAAAAUACCAUGCUUCUCAGCUUUCAAAUUUCAAGAUAAAAUUCAACUAAGUAUUGAAUGAAACAAUGGUUAACAUGUUUUAAAACCUUUCAUGGGGAAAUGGAAUGUUUGGUGAGCUUUUAACCUAGCUACAAAUACUUUUUUUUAUAUAUACAUACAUAUAUGCUCAUACACACAUUCUUAACCAUAUGGACCUUACAGCCUUAUUAUUUCCUUAUUGUGAAUAUACUUGUAGUUUUACUUUUGGUUAAGUGUGUACCCAAUUCCUUAUUAUUGUUUCUUGUGCAAUAUCAAGAUGUUAUAUAUUUUCAGAAAUGCUUAUUUUGUUUUUAUGCCUAUUUCUUCAAAUGUUUUAAUAAGGAUUUGCACAAAGAGAUCUAACUUAAGAGUAUACUUUAUAAUAGUAUAUGCAGAAGUUAAGUCAUUUAAAGUUUAGCUAUAAAGCAGGAUGAUAACUUGAAUAUUCAAAUAAUUAGACUAACAAAAAAAAUCAGAGAAAGAGUUCAUUAGAAUGUGAUAGUAGGUAUAGGGGUGAGAAGGGAGAAGAGAAAUCCACUAAAGACUUCAUAUGAAUUCAACUGCUUUAAGAGAAAUAAAACUAGCCUAGAGAAGUGUUAAACUCUAAAAAAGAACUAUAGGUAAUUUCUUUUGGAAGCAUGAGGAAGCCUAUAGGACUGCAGACUUCUAACAAAUAGGAAACAGAAAAGAUAAAAGAAUAUUAUCAAUAAUUAAAGGUUCCAGAUAAUAUAGUAGAGACUCAACACAUAAUUUUUGAUUGACUGGUGGUGGAAUUCGAUUUACAAAAGAAAUAUGGCUUAAAUUUUGACUGUACUAAAUUAUAAAUGUAAUAAAUUACAAUAAUUGAGUGAUAUAAAUGCAUUCUAUAAUGUGAUUAUUUUCUGUAUAUUAGCAAAAAAUGGAGUUAUUGGGUUACAUAGAGAAUUUUUGUUACAUUUUAUAAUCCAUUGCUUUUACCUAAUAAAAUUUCCUUCUCUAUGUUCAGAAGUUAAA